AUGUCUCUGCAAGGCAAAGUCGCCAUUGUCACCGGAGGCGCCCGCGGAAUCGGCGCUGGUAUCGUCCGCAGCCUAAGCCAAGAAGGCGCAAAGGUCGCAUUUAACUACGUCUCUCCCUCCUCCCGCACCGCCGCAGACGCACUCGUAACCUCACUUCGCAAUGACAACAAAGAAGCCAUCUCAAUCCAAGCCGAUAUGGCCGACACGAACGCCCCCAGCACCAUCAUCAAAGCCACAUUAGACGCCUUCCAAACCGACACAAUCGACAUCCUCGUCAACAACGCCGGCGUAGGCGACAACAGACCGCUCGAGGAUGUCACGCUAGACGCAUACACCCGCAUGAUGGACGUUAACGUCCGCGCCGUGAUCUUCAUGACACAAGCCGUCCUGCCCUAUCUCCCCAAGCCUCGCGGCGGCCGCAUCGUCAAUCUCUCCUCCAUCUCCGCGCGCGGCGGAUACCCCACGCAGUCGGUGUACGCGGCCAGUAAAGCUGCCGUCGAGGGUCUCACUCGCGUUUGGGCUACUGAACUUGGUCAUAGCUACGGUGUUACCGUGAAUGCUGUGAACCCGGGUCCUGUGGAUACGGAUAUGUACCAGGCAGCUGGGCCGGUGCAUUUGGCGAGGAUGGAGGAACAAAAUAAGAAGGUUCCGGCGGGGCAGAGGUGUGGAACGGUGGAGGAUAUUGGGGAUAUUGUGCUUUUCUUGUCGCAAGAGAGGUCGAGGUGGGUUACGGGGGAUGUUAUUUGUGCUAAUGGGGGCAUGUUGUAUACUUGA
Messenger RNA from Aspergillus chevalieri, 774 nucleotides. RefSeq names its product SDR family NAD(P)-dependent oxidoreductase. Lineage: Eukaryota; Fungi; Ascomycota; Eurotiomycetes; Eurotiales; Aspergillaceae. The transcript has 2 exons. The record is from RefSeq and is a predicted model, not a curated record. Gene Ontology annotation, molecular function: oxidoreductase activity. Bases 1 to 774 code for a protein of 257 amino acids.